ACUAGCUGCUAGUAUAAAGCACGCCUUCCCCUCCUCGUUCUCGAGGCCAAACUCAAAACAAGAACUCACAAUCAACUUCAGUCCCGUAGAAGGAAUUUGGAAAGCAAAAGUGCACCUCUGAGAGUUCAACUACUGCAGCUUGAAUGGCAACGCCCAAGCUGUCCCCGGUCUCACCGGUGCGGCGGGACGACAAGCCGUGCGCGCCAUCCUCCUCCUCGUCGACUGUUCUGAGGGUGCAGGACGCGUCCGCGGCCGAGGCGUACGAGCAGUACCUACGCCUGCCGGAGCUGUCGAGCCUGUGGAAGGCCGGGUGCUUCCCUGAGUGGGCGGGCGAGGGCCUGGUCAAGCCGGCGCUGCAGGCGCUCGAGGUCACCUUCCGCUUCGCGUCCCUCGCGCUCUCCGACCCGCGCGGCUACGCCAGCCGCCGCGAGCUCGCGCGCCGGCUCGAGUCCCUCGCGGCGCGGGAGGUGGAGCUGGUGUCCGCGCUCUGCGAGGGCGACGACCGCAGCGCGCCGCUCGCCGAGCUGAGCGCCUCCGGGGGCGUGCUCCCGCGGGAGCGCAGCGCGUCCGAGGUGUGGCAGCUGCCCGGGAGCGCCGCCGCCGUCGUGUGCCAGGUCAGCGAGGCCAGCCUGCUCCCGCGCCUCGCCGCGUGGGACAAGUCCGAGACGCUCGCUGCCAAGAUCAUGUACGCCAUCGAGAGCCAGAUGCAGGGCUGCGCCUUCACGCUCGGCCUCGGCGAGCCCAACCUCGCCGGCAAGCCCGUGCUCCAGUACGACCGCGUCGUGCGCCCGCACGAGCUGCACGCGCUCAAGCCCAAGCCGGCGCCGGAGCCCAAGUCUGGGUACCGCAACCGGGAGCACGAGACGCUGUUCACCAUGUACCAGAUACUCGAGUCAUGGCUGCGCGCCGCGUCGCAGCUCCUCACCCGCCUCAACGAACGGAUCGAAGCCAAGAGCUGGGAGGCGGCGGCCAGCGACUGCUGGAUCCUGGAGCGCGUGUGGAAGCUGCUCGCCGACGUCGAGGACCUCCACCUGCUCAUGGACCCGGACGACUUCCUGCGGCUCAAGAGCCAGCUCGCUGUACGGGCGGCUCCGGGGUCUGACGCGUCCUUCUGCUUCCGGUCCAGGGCGCUUCUGCACGUCGCUAACACCACUAGGGACCUCAAGAAGCGUGUGCCCUGGGUGCUUGGUGUCGAGGUCGAUCCCAACGGCGGCCCACGGGUGCAGGAGGCGGCCAUGAAGCUGUACCACAGCCGUAGGCGCGGCGAGGGUGAGGAUGCAGGCAAGGUGGGGCUGCUCCAGGCCUUCCAGGCAGUGGAGGUGGCCGUGAGAGGAUUCUUCUUCGCGUACCGGCAGCUGGUGGCGGCGGUGAUGGGCACGGCGGAGGCGUCGGGCAACCGGGCGCUGUUCGUGCCGGCGGAGGGGAUGGAUCCGCUCGCCCAGAUGUUCCUCGAGCCGCCCUACUACCCCAGCCUGGACGCCGCCAAGACGUUCUUGGCGGAUUACUGGGUUCAGCAGAUGGCGGGGGCCUCUGCUCCGUCAAGACAAAGCUAGCUGAGACGGCGAAAUGGCGCGGCUGGAUAGCGACCAAAUCGCGCAGUUUUGGGGGCCUGAAGAUACAAUAUAUAUGCAUGCAUCGUAAUUUCGUUGUGGCCUUGUGGUGAUAGAGUGAUUCAUUUCUAUAGCGAUCAUGUAAGCACUAGAUUCUCUUACUAUCACUGCGCGCUGCGUUGUGUUGUGUUCUACAUAUGGAGAGAUUGAUUCAGUUAGAUGCCAUUUGUAACUAUAGGCAAGCAUUUCAAUUGGGCAACGUGUAUAUAUGGAACUUCUGUAAAUACGUGUAGAUGGUUUCAUGUAUUCAACUGACUGUACUUUGUUGAUCGAUCCAAUAUGAAGACUGGAGUAAAUUCA
Molecule: messenger RNA, 1910 nt
Organism: Sorghum bicolor (sorghum)
Lineage: Eukaryota; Viridiplantae; Streptophyta; Magnoliopsida; Poales; Poaceae
Product: nematode resistance protein-like HSPRO1
Exons: 1
Coding region: 144-1553 (469 amino acids)
Biological process (GO): defense response
Molecular function (GO): metal ion binding; heme binding
Source: RefSeq, a predicted model, not a curated record